Messenger RNA from Melanotaenia boesemani (Boeseman's rainbowfish), 4163 nucleotides. It is a transcript of the gene asic4a, whose product is annotated as acid-sensing (proton-gated) ion channel family member 4a. The record is from RefSeq and is a predicted model, not a curated record. The transcript is spliced from 10 exons. The coding region runs from base 102 to 1754 and encodes 550 amino acids. Gene Ontology annotation, cellular component: membrane. Gene Ontology annotation, molecular function: ligand-gated sodium channel activity. Gene Ontology annotation, biological process: sodium ion transmembrane transport. Lineage: Eukaryota; Metazoa; Chordata; Actinopteri; Atheriniformes; Melanotaeniidae.
UUCCUGCUCAGAGGACAAAAGCCGGGGAAGUGGGAAGGAAGUGAUCCAGGGCUGAUAGCUGCCACUGAAAACAAAACCAAAACGCAGACCUGGCUGCCCCCAUGCCUAUCGAAUUUGUUUGCAAAAUCAAAUUUGCAGAGGAGGAUGAGAAGCAGAAAAGCAAGCAGGAUGGGGACAAGGAGAGCCUGAUUGAGGAGAGCUGCACGCCUCCGGCCAAAGACUUGGCUGGGUUUGCCAACUCCUGCUCCCUCCAUGGGAUUAACCACAUCUUUGUCUCUGGUCGCCUGGGUAUCCGGCAGACUCUCUGGGCUCUUGCCUUUUUGACUUCACUAGCGCUGUUUCUGUACCAAGCAGCUAAGUGUGCCAUCUCUUACCUGGAGCACCCUCAUGUCACAGCUUUGAAUGAGGAGGCGACCCCAGAGAUGGUUUUCCCUGCUGUGACCAUCUGCAACAUCAACCGCUUUCGCUUCUCCGCACUCACUGAUGCUGACAUCUAUCACCUGGCUAACUUGACAGGUCUGCCUCCCAAAAAUAGAGACGGGCACAAACCUACCGAUUUAAUGUAUCCUGCUCCUGACAUGCAGGACAUCUUCAACAGAACAGGACAUCAGUUAGAAGAGAUGCUGAUGAGCUGCAAUUUCAGUGGACAGAACUGCUCAGUGGACGACUUCUCUGUGGUUUACACCAGAUAUGGGAAAUGCUACACUUUUAAUGGAAACAAGACUACAUCCAGAAAAGCCAAGCAAGGUGGAAUGGGAAAUGGUCUAGAGAUCAUGUUGGAUAUCCAGCAGGAUGAGUAUCUGCCCAUCUGGAGAGAGACAAAUGAGACGUCUCUGGAGGCCGGCAUCCGAGUUCAGAUCCACAGUCAGGAUGAGCCUCCAUACAUCCACCAGCUGGGCUUCGGCGUCUCCCCGGGCUUCCAGACCUUUGUUUCAUGUCAGGAGCAGAGACUGACCUAUCUGCCCCAGCCCUGGGGGAACUGCCGCUCCACCAGCAAGGAGAAAUUCCCAGGAUACGAGACUUACAGCAUCAGCGGCUGUCGUUUGCUCUGUGAGACCAACGAGGUCCUGAGGGUGUGCAAUUGCAGAAUGGUACACAUGCCUGGAACUGCAGAUAUCUGCCCUCCCAGUAAAAUCAGCUGUGUUGACAAAGCACUCGCACAGCUACAGAAGAACAGCGGGGAUAUCUGUCCAUGCGAGACACCCUGUAAUCUCACCCGCUACGGUAAAGAGCUCUCCAUGGUCAAAAUCCCCAGCAAGGGCUCGGCUCGCUACCUCUCCAGGAAAUACGACAAGUCGGAGGACUACAUCAGGGACAACUUCUUGGUGUUGGAUGUCUUCUUUGAAGCUCUGAAUUAUGAAACAAUUGAGCAAAAGAAGGCGUACGAUGUUGCAGGUUUAUUAGGUGACAUCGGUGGACAGAUGGGCUUAUUCAUUGGAGCCAGCAUCCUGACAUUCUUAGAAAUACUGGAUUACAUCUAUGAGGUCAUCAAGCACCGGCUACAGCGUCUGCUGAGGCCGCAGAAAGAGGAGGACAAAAAGAGCAAGCAGCCGGCCAGUACGGUUGCAACAGUGAGUUUAGAGGAAAUGAAAGCAAAGGAGCCCAAUGACACAACAAGGAGUCACCCAGAGGGCGCGUACGCCAACACAAUUCUCCCCAACCACCACCAACCUCAUCCUCACCCUCACCCGCAUCCUCACCCUCAGCUUCAUCGGCCUGGACAUCAUGGGGUGUUUGAGGACUUCGCCUGCUAAACCCAACCAGUGUUCAGUCCUGGUGACAACAAAAGAGAAUGUCUGCGUUGAGCUCAAUAACAGACCCCUCUGCUUUUCUGUCAUUUCUUUGCUGUCACCAGUGAAAAGCUACGGCCAAAGUCAAACACCAAACUUGUGCUGCUAACAAACCACUUGUACGUACAGUGUGUAGGCACAAAUCAGACACAGCUUUUUGUCUUUUUUUCUCUCUUUCUCUUGCUUUGGAUGGGAUCCCUGCUCAACUUUGCCCCGCUUCACUUUGACUCCAGACACUUUGUGACUACAGGACCGAUUUUUUUUUGGUACAUGAUCACUACGAAAGGAUUAAGAAGAGGAGUGCAUGUCACCUUGAUUCAGAUUGUUCUCCGUAAAAGAAAAAAAUAGGACUUCUUUGCUUAGUUGGUAUCUUUCUUUUUUUCUUUCUCUCUCUCUCUUCAAAGUAUUCCUCUUACAUCAUAGAGCCAUACCAUGUCAAGUCAUUACUGGAUAAAUUAUGUAAUUAUUUAAAGAGAAACUGUUAUCUAUAUGUUCUAUAUUGUAUACAAAAUAACUUCAGUAAGCAAACCUUAUUCGUGUCAUGCCAUCCAAAGUGUAAAGGGAUUUAUUUAGGCUGAAAUAUACAUAUGACCUUGGUCAAACCACACUUUGUCUGGUUUGUGGUUAAGGUGUUAGAGAAUAGCAGUGUACUUGUACAUAAAAUCCAACUGAAAAUCAGAGUCCUAAAAGUUCUGUUUUAAUGGUUGUUGUUUAUAUUUAGUUAAUAUAUAACUUAUGUAAUAUUAACUUUAGUUAUUUAUACAUUUUAGAGAAGUUUUUAUAUGAGAAUAGCAAACACGAUUGUAGCAAUUACUGUACACUUACACUCUGCAGAUACAACAGACUGCCAAACAUUAGCACAUUUAUCCAGCUAAACAAGAAUGGACUGUAUGGUCAUGACUGUCUUCUCCAUUGUCUCAUAUUUUUUAAAUGUCCUACUUUUUAUUAGACAAGAUGCAAAUCUUUGCAUUAGAUUAUGUAGUUGUAAGACAGUUGGACUGGAAGUAUUUUUAUUCUCAUUUCUGCCCACCAUUCACCCUUCAUUUCAUCUAGCAUCACAACUUUCAGCUGACAUAAGCAAUAAGAGUUUUUUUUCAUUUUUUGCCUCAUCAUCUCCUUCUAAUGUGGGCCAGAACCACUGCGAAAGCACAGCAGCUAUUUACAGUGCGAGCCUGGCACCAGUGAGUGCGCGUGUGGGUUUGCGUUUGCAUGUGCACUUGAACAUUUUGCACAUCUGACUGAGCACAUAAGAGUGACAGAGCUCAGCGAAGUCAAUUCAUGAAAAAAUGUGAGGGAUUAGGAUCAGAGCGGUUAGCAAGAAAUGGUGGUGAGUAUGAAUGCAGUGGGGAGGGUUUUAUCCACGAAAGCCAGCUCUGGGGAGGCAAAGAAAGUAAGGUAAACAUUGUUUCAGAGGCUGGUGUAUUUUUUAUUGGUUUAAGUGAGACAAGGACAUGACAAAUUUUAAGAGCACAAGUGUGGGAAUGAGAAUGAAUAAUUAAGACUCUUACAUGGAUUCACUCAUAUUUCCAUUUGUCGCUGUCAUAGCAGGUCAGAUUAGUCACUGUCAGCCUUUUCCGCCGCAGAAACACUCCUAGAAUAACGCAACCAGGGCUUUUAAGAAAUUAGACAUAAUUGGAUUUGAAGUUCUUUCUUUUAGUUUCAAUGAAAUUCAGGGACUAACACAAGCAAAAAUGUGUCCUUAACUAUAUGGUCUACUUCACAGUCCCAACUCUAAAAAGUAUACAUGCUACAGAAUGAAUCCUUUUAUUUGCUGAUUUAACACUUGUUUUUAAAAACAAGUGGUUUUUAUCUCUCUUUUUUUUUUACAUUUUCCCUUUCUGUGUUUGGCCAUUUGUGGCUAUGGCCUUUCAUAUUAAGUUGUUUUAAACGUCCAAUAUUUCAGACAUAAUUCUAAAAGGAAAAAAAAAACUUUUGGUUUCAUCUUUUGUUGCUGUUCAUUAUCUGUAGAUACAGCAGUAAAAUGGUCAACGUAGCCACCAGGGUAAACAGCUGCCAUUUAACGAUUCUUAAAUGUACUGUUAUGCCCCGUUUCCACCAACGGGUGCAGGUCAGGUCAUUUUUUUGUGUUUCCACAUGCAAAAACUAGAAAGGGUACCCUAAUAUCCAAUCUGACCCAAGACCCAGGCAGCGAGAUUACAGUUCACAAAUAUCCACACCUUCACCGUCCUGACACGCACCCAUUGGUGAAAAUGAGGCUUUAUUUAAAGACUAAAUGUUCUGGCAGCCUGGGCAAAUGUGUGCAGAAGUGGUGGUGAGGGAGUACGUUUUCAAAGCUUUAUUCAGGAGAGGCUUGUUUGACUCCAGCCAGAACUUUGUUUGGAAAACAACUUGCAACAAAAACUUAAAUCUCUA